Molecule: messenger RNA, 2309 nt
Organism: Pocillopora verrucosa
Lineage: Eukaryota; Metazoa; Cnidaria; Anthozoa; Scleractinia; Pocilloporidae
Product: TLC domain-containing protein 2-like
Biological process (GO): phospholipid homeostasis; membrane assembly; regulation of membrane lipid distribution
Cellular component (GO): plasma membrane
Source: RefSeq, a predicted model, not a curated record
GAUACUCCCUUCAACAAGACACUCUUCCUCUACCUGUGAAGUGUUGAAGAGAGUUCACAUCAUGUUAAACAUUCUGAAUCUCCCUCGUGGCUCCUAUGAAAUACUCGGAUUUUUUGUAUGUUUUCGAGCAUUGCAGUAUGCUCUGAAAAAUUAUGCGCCCACACCAUCUGGAAUGAAAUCGUCACCUCCGAGGAAAACAUGGUUGUAUCAAAAUAUCUCUGUGUCAUUUGUACAUUCCUUUAUUUCAGCUAUCUUAUCAGUCUACUGCUUUUUUGACGAACCAGUGAUGUUAACAAAAAUGCUCACGGCAUGGAGUAAUACAGCCUUUUACCUUGUAACCUUCUGCACCGGUUAUUUUAUCCAUGAUUUCUUUGAUAUGCUGAUGUACGAUGCCAGUAAUUCCAUGAGUCUCCUGAUACACCAUGUAUUGGUAUGUAUGGCCUUUUCAAUAGCAGUUUUCAGCAAAAUGUACAUCGCCUUUGCAGUUUGUUCUCUUUUAAUGGAAGUCAACAGUGUCUUCUUACAUUUAAGACAAUUAUUGAAUUUUCAUGGAGUGAGCAAAACUUGUAUGUUGUACCGAGUAGUACGUAUAGUAGUGUUGAUGACAUUUGUGUGCUUCCGAUUUCUUACCUCAGCAUGGAUGACAAAUUUUGUCAUACAGCAUCGCAAUGACUUGCCAUUUUUACAUUUCUUAUUUUCUGCUACUGGUAUGGCUAUUAUCUCAGGGCUCAAUAUUCAGAUAUUCAUGGCAUUUUGGCGAGCAGAAUUUAGACGUAACCAAAAUAAGCAAAGAGACAAUUAGAUUCUCUGCUUGCCACAACACUUUAAUUGUCCAACACAGUCAAAUCUAUUUGAAUGUUAGGUUAAAUAGUUUUAUUAUUAAAAAUUGGUGUACAGUUUUAUGCUUUAAAGAGAUGCUAUACAUAUCAAUAUUAUUGAGAUAUAUUAAUGAAAUAGUAAAAUUUCUCAGACCUGUGUUUAAAAGUUAAUAUGUUUAUCCUUGCUGUGGUGAUGAAAAUGUGUUCAUUUUGCACUGGGUCUUUCAAUAUUGCUUUCUGCUUUGGCCUUUUCACUUCAUCAACACUAAUGAAAGUAAAUAAUAUCCCUUUGGUGACAGUUUGAUAAAAAAGUUCUCAAUAUGAGAGGUGACUACAUUUGCUUAAUUUUUGAGAAAAAGGAGUUAGCUUUUUGGCAAGCUAUGUUGAUGUUCAAUUAAUAACAGCACUUGGAACUUGUGAAACAUGUUUGAAAUCAGAUUAUUGUGCAAAUGGGGUAAGUUUCUAAAGAAUCUGUGGUGCUUUGUGGGUGGAAGAGUAUAAUGGUAAUUUAGUAUUAUCUACCGAGUUGAUAAUGUAAAUUGGUGGCUGUAAAGAGUUCAAAAGCUGAGGUUUUGAGAGUCAGUUGAUCAGAGGAAAAUGUGAGGUGAGGGCAAAGUGCUAGUCAGGCAUGAGUGGGGAGGACAAAAAGAGUCAAGUGCGAGGGGAGGAAGGUGAAAAAAAUUACACCUGCACCCACACUGUUGUUCAAGCCGUUCCUACAUUAAUAUAUGAACACAGCUACCCAAUUGGUUACUUGAUAUCAUGUGAUCAAAGCUUGAACAAUACUGUGGGUGCAGGUGUUAUUUUAUUUUGCAACCUUCCCCUUGCAUGUGACUUGCACUUUGCGCUUGCCUUGUGCUUGCUCCUGUUCCACUGAAAAACAUUAAAAAUUAAGCCAGUUCUGUAGGCUAUAAAUUGAGUGAAUAUACCUUAUGUUGAAUCUACAGUGAUUUUACAUUAGCCAAACUUCAUUGUAAAUUUUUGGACUCAGUCUGGUAAUUCAAUACCAUUUGAAAUUUCUGGGCAUUUGGUUUAAUUCAGAACCAUGAGAACUGGACUCAUUCAGGAGAAGACCACUACUUACUGUAAAUUCUAUCAAACAUGAAAUUUGAACAAUACCAUUUUAAUCAUAAGUAUGUGUUUGAUUGAUUUAUUCCCCUAUGUGGAUUAAGCAUUUACUGGCUGAUGUUAGAGGAGGGACAGGAGCAAUGAUGCUCAGUGUAUUUUCUUUGUAUCUUCUGCUUUGCCACAAACUCAAUACUGAAAUGUUUUGUAUUUCACUCAUUUCAUUUCCUUCUUUUACCUGAGCUACAGAAGGUUUAUUCUUUAUUUAUAUCAAGGCAGUAAGCCAGAAGAAGAAUGUAAAUUAAGAAUGUAUCAAUUGUUUUAAAUUGUUACAGUUAUACAUAAGUUUGUUUUCGUAAAGUUUUGAUCUAGAACUAUGUGCAAUAAAGUUGAAUAUGUAAGCAGAAAAAUAUUUCAUUGUAGUGC